Molecule: messenger RNA, 2736 nt
Organism: Pseudozyma flocculosa PF-1
Lineage: Eukaryota; Fungi; Basidiomycota; Ustilaginomycetes; Ustilaginales; Ustilaginaceae
Exons: 3
Coding region: 1-2736 (911 amino acids)
Biological process (GO): signal transduction
Molecular function (GO): protein binding
Source: RefSeq, a predicted model, not a curated record
AUGAGCGGCACCCCAGUCGCCUCGCCCACCGUGCACGUAAACCACUGGUCCGAAUCGCAGGUGGCCGACUGGCUCAGCACCAUCGGCCUCGCCAAGUUUGCAAAGGACUUCAAGGGCAACGGCAUUACUGGCGACGUCCUCAUCUUGCUCGACGACGAUGCAUUGCGGGACAUUGGCGUCGCCACCGUCGGACAACGGCUCUCUCUCCUCUCGGCCAUCUACCGCCUCAAGCUGCAGUUUGCCAUCCCCAUUCAGGAGGGCGACUGGAUACCCAAGUCCUCCGAGGUCCACGAUGGUUAUCCCGCCACGGCCACAUCGCCCCACCUCGUGUCCCUGCUGAGACAGCGCGACGACCGCAUCCGCACCCUCGAGAGUCAGAUAUUCAGGCUGGCCGACUACCUCUCGCGCUUCCAGCAAGACUUUGCCAGCGUGUGCAAGCACGUCGGCGUCAAGACGCUCACCUCUGAAAUGGCAAUCUCGGUCGUGUCCGGGUCAACACGGCCAGGAGAGACAGGCGGUCACUCGCACACCUCCUCGGAAAGCAGUACUCACUCCCUGUCAGCCUUUGGGUCGCAGCCGGACCUGGCCACCUCGGCCAGCAGCCAUGCCAUCGACUCGCCGACCGCUCGCAACUCUUCCGGCAUCGUCUCUCCGACGCGGUCCGGCUUCGCCACCUCGCUCGGCCACCGUCCUGGCGCCGCCACGUACACGCAGGGCUCAUAUGGUCAGCAGCAUUUUGACGAAGGUCAGGCGUCCGGCAACGCUUCAGUCGGUCCGCUUCUGGGCUUCAAGCCAGCGGGUCACGCCGGUAUGUACCAUCGCAGCAACGACGCGCUUGGGUCUGCAACGGGACCUAGUGCCGCGGUCCCCAACACGCCAACUACCGUGGCAGCGGGCAUGCAUGCUUCAACGUCGUUGCCGUCCCUCUCCUCGGCCAGCGUCGAGCUCUCCCCGACCCACUCGACGCCUUCGGCUACGCCCACCACAGCGACCCCCGCACACGGCCACGGAUCUUCCGCCUCCGCCAUCCAGAGCCCUACACGGCGCCAGGCGCAGCCCUCCCCCUCGGGCAACCUCUCGCGCAGCGCCAGCAACAACGCGCUCGCACAGGCACGCAACAUCAGUCCCGUCCAGCAGGCGGGCUCGUCAUCCGCCACGGCAACGGCAGCGGCGACAGGAGCGAUCCAUUCGACGCCAGCUACAGAUGCAUCGUCAAAGCUCGAUCGGGUCAAUCCGACCGCACCCGCCUCGUCAUCGUCGUCGUCAAAGACAAACACAGACAGCGGCCCUUCUGUUUCCAGCAAUGGCCACCCGUCGGCCUCCACUUCAUCCGACAUCAACCCGUACAAGUCAUUCCGGGUCACCCUCGACGAUCCGUGCCACAAGGUCCUGCCAGCUGCGCUUAAGAAAUACAAGAUCGUCGACGAUUGGAGGCUCUACGCGCUCUUCAUCUGCUAUGGAAGCACAGAGCGAUGCCUCAGCUAUGACGAGAAGCCGCUGUUGCUCUUCCAAAAGCUGAAGGAGAAUAAGCAGAGCCCAGUCUUCAUGCUGCGACACAUUCGCGACGUAAAGUCGCCCAUCGCCAUUGCCAAUGCAAAAGCAGAGUCCAAGAAGAGCCAGACGACCACCUCGUCGACGGUCAAAGCGUCCGCCGGCGGUCGGAGCGACAAGAGACGAGUCAUCGACGGUGCUCCGCCCUCUGGGGCCAACAUUGCCCAUCUCGCUGCACCCGUCGAGACCGGACCCGCCGCUGAGCUGCCGGCAUCGACGAAAGCCUCGCGCACCUAUGCCGUCGCAAUCUACCCGUACCUCUCGGAGCGCGGCGACGAGUUCGACGUCGGCGUUGGCGAUAUCUUCAUUGUGCGGAAUAAGGCCAAAGGCUGGUGGGUGGUGCAGCGGGACAGCAAGGGGACGGGCGCCGGUGACGUCGUCUACAGCGUGCCAUCCAGCGAGACGGACGAUGCGAACCCCAACGCCGCCUACCAGGCCGAGAUCUCGUCCGGAUGGGUGCCUGCCGGCUGCCUUCUCGAGACCAGCAGACCGUUGUCUCAGAUCGUCGAGCCGGGAACCUUGGCGACGGCGGCAACACAGGAUCAAUCGAGCUCCUUUGCCAACUCUGGUCCAAGCACGCCCACCGUGGCAACCUUAGCGGCGGCCACGACGACGACGCCGGGUGGAGGCCCGUCGGGGGGCACUGUCAGCGCGUCGGCCACGGCCUCAAUCCCCCCGACCUACAUCACCAGCACCAGCACCCUCGGCGUCAUGCUCAUGGACUACAGCGCGGACGACGGUCUAGAGUUCAACAAGGGCGAUCGACUGCGGGUAUUCAAGCGCUACAAUCACUGGUCGUACUGUGUGCAGGAGGGCGACCCUCACGCUCGCGGCUGGGUGCCUAGCUGGUACAUCGGUAAGAUUUCAACGGCCAAUGGCGGCGGCAGCGGCGCAGCAGGGCCGAGCUCGGCAGGGAACACUCCAAAGGACGCCAAGGAUCCAAGCCCGGCAACAGGCGGCGGAACAACCAUCUCGCCGACCACGUUGAUCUCCGCACCAUCGGCGGCAGCGCCAUCCAAAACAGCAGGAAGUGGAGGGGCGUCGCCGGGCGCGGAGACCAAGCCGUCGGGCAAAGGCGCCGGCAGUGGAUUGGGUGGGCCGUCGCCGUCAAGAACGGCGAGCGGUGACGGAGGGGUAGCGGCUGGAGCCGGCCCUGGGACGACCGACAUCGGCGAUGAUGGCUGA